CCCUUUAACUUAAAAUAACGUUGUAAAAUCGCUGCUAGUUUGUCUUUUGGAGCGUUCUUAUUUUAAUUGAUUAUAAAAUUCCGGAUAAAUAGCAGGUUUUUCGAGCUGCAACCAUCCCUACAAACCCGACAAACUUGAAUUAUCUGAAUGAAAACACAAAACCCCGGAAAUAGAUUUAUUCUUCGCGUGAUACGGAAAAAUACACUGGGUUUCCAGCUAAUAGUGGUCAAUUCUGAGGAGGGUGUUCUUGUGAUGGAGAGCCAGAAACAGAUGGUGGAGAGACUGCGGGGUGCGUUUCGCUCAGGCGUGACCAUUCCAGUCCACUUCCGUUUGACUCAGCUGGAGGCCAUGCUCGCUCUGCUUGAAGACAAUGAAGCACAGAUUUUAGAGGCACUGCAUGUAGACCUUGCUAAGCCCAAGUUUGAAUCAGUGCUGUCAGAGAUUGAUAUGGUGGUAAAUGAUCUUUGCUACACCAUCAGUAACCUGCACACUUGGAUGCAGCCCAGUUAUGUGGGCACAAACUUGGCAACAAAGCUGGAUGACUGUUUUGUUCGGAGAGAGCCAUUAGGUGUUGUUUUAAUUAUUGGAGCAUGGAACUAUCCUCUCCAGCUAAUUUUGUUACCUUUGAUUGGUGCCAUUGCUGCAGGUAACUGUGCCAUUCUGAAACCAUCAGAAAUAAGUCAAGCAACUGAAAAACUUCUGGCCGAGCUUAUUCCUAAAUAUCUGUCCAAGGAGUGUUAUGCAGUCUUUUGUGGUGGACCAGAAGAGACCAAGACAUUGCUAGAGAAUAGAUUUGAUCAUAUCUUCUAUACAGGUUCUCAAACAGUGGCCCGUUGCAUCCUCCAGGCAGCAGCAGUGCACCUCACUCCAGUAACUUUGGAGCUGGGAGGAAAAUGCCCCUGUUUAUUAUAUGGCCGGCUAGACAUGAAAUCUGCUGCGAAGAGGCUGGUGUGGGCCAAGUUUUUCAACAUAGGUCAGAGUUGUGUGGCUCCAGACUAUGUUUUAUGCACUGCUGAGACAAGAGAUAAAUUGCUGCCUUUAAUCAAAGAGGCUCUUGAGACCUUCUAUGGACCUGAGGCUCAGCAAAGUCCAGAUAUGGGUCGUAUUGUGACAGACAGACACUGGAACCGACUGGUUGAUCUGCUAAAGAAGACUGAGGGAAAGGUAGUGAUUGGAGGAGAAAGUGUCAAAGAAGAGAAGUACAUUGCCCCAACUGUGGUUGUGGAUGUAAAGGAGUCAGAUCCUUUAAUGCAGGAUGAGAUCUUUGGCCCCAUCCUUCCCAUUCUGACCAUCAAGUCUCUUGAUGAGGGAAUCAACUUCAUCAACGAGAGAGAAAAGCCUCUGGCACUCUAUGCCUUCUCUGAUGAGUCUCAGGUUGUGAAUACAGUUCUUGAGAAGACCAGUAGUGGUGGCUUCUGUUCAAAUGAUGGAAUAAUUCACAUGACCCUUCCUGGUUUACCCUUUGGGGGAGUGGGUGCCAGUGGGAUGGGUAGCUACCAUGGUCAGUGGGGUUUUGAGACGUUCAGUCACAAGCGUGGCUGCAUGCUGAGGGGAUGGGGGCUGGAGCGUGUCAAUGUUCUGCGCUACCCCCCCUACAAAGAAAGCAAUCUUGGCUGGCUGCGCUGGGCCACCACUGCCAAGAAGAAGGGGUGGGCAGGAUGCUCCAUUAUGUGAGGGGUGUGU
Xyrauchen texanus (razorback sucker) is the source of this 1683-nucleotide messenger RNA. RefSeq names its product aldehyde dehydrogenase 3 family, member B1 (gene aldh3b1). NCBI's taxonomy places the organism in Eukaryota, Metazoa, Chordata, Actinopteri, Cypriniformes, Catostomidae. The record is from RefSeq and is a predicted model, not a curated record. Gene Ontology annotation, cellular component: cytoplasm. Gene Ontology annotation, molecular function: aldehyde dehydrogenase (NAD+) activity. The coding region runs from base 148 to 1674 and encodes 508 amino acids. Gene Ontology annotation, biological process: aldehyde metabolic process. The transcript has 10 exons.